Molecule: messenger RNA, 2030 nt
Organism: Drosophila novamexicana
Lineage: Eukaryota; Metazoa; Arthropoda; Insecta; Diptera; Drosophilidae
Gene: MICU1
Product: calcium uptake protein 1 homolog, mitochondrial
Exons: 9
Coding region: 75-1637 (520 amino acids)
Biological process (GO): calcium import into the mitochondrion; mitochondrial calcium ion homeostasis
Cellular component (GO): uniplex complex
Molecular function (GO): calcium ion binding
Source: RefSeq, a predicted model, not a curated record
CAGAACGAAUGCGAAUAUGCGCAUAAAAUAAAAGUGCAAAAAACGCAAUAAACUAGAAUAAGAACAUUGAAAAAAUGUCUGUGCUGCGUUUUCUGGUAACGCGGCAGGCGCUGGCGGCUCUAGCAAAGCGUUCAGCAGUGCCUACUCUACAGAAUUGCCGCACAAUUUCAUCCGCAGUCAACAACCACAAAUACCAACCGAUUUUGGCAAUAAAAGCAGAUGAUGCUGCGUCCCAAAUGCAACUGCAACAAACGCGCGGCCAUAAGCGUUUUGGUCAUGGCGAGGAGAAAACCCCCCAGGUUACCAAAUAUUUUCACCUUUUGGUGCUCAGUUUAUUUGUCAUCUCGGUGCUGGACUGGGGCAAAGUGAAACGCUUGCUCAUACCCAAAGUGGACGCGGAUGCUGGCCAGCGUCCGUCCGAUGCGGCCGGAGUAAAUGGCGACAGCAGCUCCGAUGAGUCGGAGGACGAUGAGGCGCGCCUGAACCCGCACGAUAGCAAAAAGAUUAAGGAAAAAGUUGGCUUCCGCGAGCGCAAGAUCAUUGAGUAUGAGAAUCGCAUCAGGCAAUUCUCGACGCCAGACAAAGUAUUUCGCUACUUUGCCACCAUCCAAGUGCCGGUCGCCGAUGAUCGCCAUGAGGUCUACAUGACACCAACCGAUUUUUUGACUAGCAUGACGCCAGGCAUGAAACAACCAGAUGGUUUGGGUCUGGAUCAGUAUCGUCGCUAUGAUCCCAAGUCUGUGGGGGAGCAGUUGAACUUGCAACUGGAAAAGAACAGCAUAUUCUAUAAGCUGGGCUCCUAUGGACUCAUUACCUUUUCCGACUACAUCUUUCUGCUCACAGUACUCUCCAUUUCCCGUCGCCACUUCGAGAUUGCAUUUCGCAUGUUCGAUUUAAAUGGCGACGGGGAUGUGGACUGCGAGGAGUUUGAAAUGGUGGCGACUCUGGUGCGCCAGCAGACCAGCAUGGGUACACGGCAUCGGGAUCAUGCGAAUACAGGGAACACAUUCAAGUCCUUGAAGGGUGUAAAUUCGGCCCUGAUAACAUACUUCUUUGGGCCCAACAUGGACGAGAAGCUGACAAUCGAAAAGUUCUUGGACUUUCAGGAGCAGCUGCAACGCGAAAUACUCUCACUUGAGUUUGAACGCAAGGAGCCCAAUGAUGAUGGCAAUAUAACCGAGGCAGACUUUGCCGAGCUGCUGCUCGCAUAUGCGGGCUAUCCGCCCAAGAAGAAGCAAAAGAAACUGAAGCGUGUUAAGCGUCGUUUUCGUGACCAUGGCACGGGCAUAUCCAAAGAGGAUUAUCUCGACUUCUUUCACUUCCUGAACAACAUCAAUGAUGUGGACACGGCGCUGACUUUCUAUCACAUUGCUGGCGCCUCGAUUGAUCAGCAAACGCUGCAGCAUGUGGCCAAAACUGUGGCCAUGGUUAACCUCUCCGAUCACGUGGUCGACGUGGUCUUUACCAUAUUCGAUGAGAACAACGAUAAUCAGCUGAGCAACAAGGAAUUCAUCUCGGUCAUGAAAAAUCGCGUGCAACGCGGCCUGGAAAAGCCUAAGGAUACGGGCUUUCUCAAAAUGAUGCGUUCGGUCUUCAAAUGUGCCAAAGAGACAAAGCCCGUACUUUUGGAUAUCUAGGUGUCUGCCGCCUACUUCGUUAUAAUGGAUUCUCGUUUGUUCAGUGCUAAAAGCGCGCUUGUUAGUCAUUUUUCUUACGCUUGCUCCUAUUUAUGUUUAGUUUAACUUUACUUUAAACGCUUUAGCGCAAUUCAAAACGAACUUUUGGGCCGGUCAACUGCGCAAAUUUAUUUGAGAAUUUGUCCCAGUCAGCGUAAAGCCUCGGCUGUUUGUUCCUUGAAACGUUUGAAUAACUGAUCGACGAACUGCAAGUAAUUGCUUGAGAUAUUUUCCGUAGAUUUCGCAUUGGCUAUCCCAAAUGUAGAUUUAACAAUACAUUACAUACUUGUAAAUUAUAAACAAAUUUGUUUAAACAUGUAUUGUGCUCUUAAAACGUUUACAAAAUACAAGUAU